CCAGGGUUUACCUUGACUUUCCUCUUGGCUUUACAGGAGAUUUUGAUUUGAAAAUGACCAUCAAAAACUUCUCAAUUGAAUACGAUGCCGUCAACAGCAAAAACACCUUCACAAAUGGAGACACCAUCAACGGGAGAAUCAUCUUGGAGGUUUCUAAGGAAACUACAAUCCAGUCCCUUGCUUUUAUAGCAAAAGGAAAAGCUCGGGUCUGCUGGUCUGAAAAUUAUGGACAAUAUCAAAAUAAUGUGUACUGGGCUGAAAAGAAAUAUUACGAAGUCAAACAUCAUAUCUUGAGAGAGGCAAGACAAGAUGGCACUGAAGUCGUUGGUAAAGGAAGACAUGUAUUUCCUUUUUCCUUCAAGAUUCCUGACGGAAAAAUCCCAUCAUCUUUCAAAACCUCUUUUGGUAAAAUUGUUCAUAAAUUGACGGCAGAGCUUAAACAAUCACUGAAGCUGACAAAAGAGGCCAAAACCCACUUCACAUUUGUGUCCAAAGCAGACAUGAAUAUUCCCGGACUCAUGGAACCUCAGUAUGGCACAAAGGAUAAAUCUGUCAAAGUUUUUGGCUCUGGAAACAUUUCAAUGGAUGUUCACAUCAAGCGGAUGGGAUAUCAGCAAGGCGAGGCUCUCAAAGUCACAGUUGAAGUCAGCAACCACUCAACUCGUUCAGUGAAGCCCAAAUUCAUACUGUAUGAAAUGAAGAGUUACUUCGCCCAGGGUCGCAAGAGAGUUUGCACAAACGCUCUCCUGAAAGACAAGAUGGAGGCUGUUGCAUCCUCUGGGAAAGAGACUGUGACCAAGGUGAUCACCAUCCCCAGGGAACUACCUCCCUCCAUCUUGAACUGCUCCAUACUCAGGCUUGAGUACGGGCUGAAGAUCUUUCUAGAUCUCAAAUAUGCUGCAAACCCAGAGAUCAAACUGCCUAUAGUCGUCCUAUCUUCCUCUGAGGUCCCUGGUAUACAACCACCUGCUGCUGCUGGCUUUGGAUUUGAAGCAUUUGGGAACCCAGACCAAGCAGCCUGGAGCACAAAACCACAACUACAAGCAGCACCCCAAGAUGAGGAUCCCCCUCCUCCCUACGGAGCAUAUGCAAUGUACCCUUCUAGCAAAUAGGCAAAUGCAAUGUAAAUACGCCACCGAUUUAGUAUUGCACUCAUAUAACAUUGUGAGACUCAUGAUGGACUGUUAAAAAAAGUGUAAAAAUGUAUGCAGCAGAACCAGAGAUAUUGCCUUUUUAAUUCUAUGAAUUAUUAUUUCUUGUUAAAACCUGGCCCCUACAUCACCCACAAUGAAACUCACCACACCACAAUCUCCGUAUCAUGCAAUGCUCAUGUUUUGUUGUAAAAUUUGCUUUAAAUUUUUCUUUUUUUUAUGAUAACACUGCUGGUUCUAAUAAUGGUUCUUUGUCCGUUUCCAGUUAUGUUGAUGCCAAAUAUUUUAAUUUUUGUAUUUUACUGUGAAUAGAUGUCCAUAUGUUGUAAUUUCAGUGUUAUUUGCAUACUAACUAAAUUUCCAUCAGCUUGCUUAAAUCAAUGUCACCUCUUUGUGAUAACACUGCUGGUUCUAACAGUAGUGACCAUAUGAUUCUUUGUCAGUUCUUUUAAAGUCCUGUCAAUGUGAUACACUUUCUUUAAACAUGAAAUGCUUUGGAAAUAAACCACAUCCCUGACAUAAAAUUCAA
Sebastes umbrosus (honeycomb rockfish) is the source of this 1680-nucleotide messenger RNA. Its product is annotated as arrestin domain-containing protein 3-like. The coding region runs from base 54 to 1112 and encodes 352 amino acids. Gene Ontology annotation, biological process: protein transport. NCBI's taxonomy places the organism in Eukaryota, Metazoa, Chordata, Actinopteri, Perciformes, Sebastidae. The record is from RefSeq and is a predicted model, not a curated record. The transcript is spliced from 6 exons. Gene Ontology annotation, cellular component: cytoplasm; plasma membrane.